Molecule: messenger RNA, 2621 nt
Organism: Cryptomeria japonica (Japanese cedar)
Lineage: Eukaryota; Viridiplantae; Streptophyta; Pinopsida; Cupressales; Cupressaceae
Exons: 11
Coding region: 259-2007 (582 amino acids)
Molecular function (GO): zinc ion binding
Source: RefSeq, a predicted model, not a curated record
UCAUUCGGUUAGAAAAAAGUGUGGCGUUUUAAAUAUUUGAAAUACAAUACAACGAAAUAUUUGAAGUACCUAGUUACGGUUGUAGGGCGCAGCAACACAGUUGAUCCUUUGCCAUUAGAGAAAAGCUGAACAGAGGGGUAAUGCUUAAAGCAAAAUACGCGCCACUACUUUUGGCGCGUUGUUACAAAAUAAUGCAAGUCUUGGGACUGUAACUUGAAGGGUUAUAACGCCUUUCCUCCCACGAAAUCUACGCCAAUAAUGCGCAGCGGAGACAAUGCCGGUGGCGAAUCUGCCAAAAUAAUCUGUGCAAUUUGUUACGAAGAUGUGAAACCCCUGUUCGAGGAUCUGCAGUCUGUUUCCCUUUGCGGCCAUGUUUUUCACGAACUCUGUUUGCAACAAUGGCUGGAAUACUCGCCCCCAAACAAAAAGGCCAGCUGUCCCGUGUGCAAACAUUCGUGCUCUGGGAAAGACGUUCACAGGCUUUACUUUCAGUCUACGUCGGAGUUCACUCAGAAAACAAGCUCUCAGACUUCCUCCGUCCUUCAUUCGGAAAAUGCUGAGGUGUUAGGGGAAACGGUGAAAAAACUAGAGUGUCAGCUUGCCGUCGCUGCUGCUGCCUUGGAGACUCAGCAAUGUCAAAUGAAAGAAUUAAGUGAACAGAUCUCCUUAUGUAAAGAUCGUGCUGAAAAAGCAGAUGCAGCAAGGGCAAAAGCUGUCAAAGAUAAAAAUUGUUCCGAAGCAUCACUUCUGAGAAAGCAGGAGGAACUUUCAAAAUCAACAACAGAAUGCUCAAAAUUAUUGGAGAAAAAUACAGCUCUGGCAAAAGAACUUGCUGCUCACAAAUUAGUAGCGAACUUAGAUCUAGAGGAGGAACAAGUUUUGAAGCUUGCAUGUGUUGGCCGUGGAUCAAAUACAGAUGAUAUUAUUGACACACUAAGAAAAUCUCUUGUCAUUCGGAACAAGAGUUACAAGGAGCUGCUAGAAAAAUGCAAUCAUCUUGGAAUGGGUGAAAAUCAUUCUCUUCGGAAGCUGGAAAAGGCAGUUGAGAGGAUAAAGAGGCUAAAGGCAAGGGUACAGGAACUUGAAAGGACCCUUGAAGAAAAAGAGAAUGUAGCCAUAAGGUCUCUCACAAAUUCCAAUGCAACUCAAGUGAAAGUAGAUUAUUCAGUUAUUAAAAAAUAUAACGCUUUGAACACUUCUCAAGACAUCAAAUCAACAACUCCAUUAAACAACUUCAAUGCAGUCUCCCAAAAGUUUCAGGGUCAAUUAUCAGAGACAUGCCAAUCAGCUCAGAAGAAUGGAGAUUCAUCCAUUAUGCAGGGUACUGAAAGGCUGCAAGAUUUUGGUGUGAGCAAUGUAAGCAUUAUAAGGUGUGAUGAAAAUGCCAAUGAUCACAUAUCUCAUGACGCAGAUCAGCUUUUCAAUGGUGAAAAUGAAGGGCAACAAGGGGUCCAACAUACUCAUUCAUACCCACUCACUUCAAAAUGUACUAUACCAGGAGUUCCACAUGAUUUGGAGAGAGUAAAUGACAACGGAAUUAACUGGACAACAGACAGGCCAGUAACUUUGAGUUUACAUGAAGAAAUGCAAGGGGAGCCAAUGGGUAUUGUCGAUGAUAAUUCCUUCUUACCUAUUAAAAGGGAAGCGGGGCGAGCUCAUCUUGGGUCUUCACUGAUAAGUGAAGAGCCUAUGACAGGAGGCUCUAUUGUGUCUAAAUCACCAAAUGAAAUUGCUGGGAAAUGGUGCAGACAAGCUAAAAGUUCAUUAUCUUCACCAGGACAAAAUCAAGAGACUCUUUCCAGUGGAAAAUUUAUUGCUGUAGGAGCCAAUGGGCGAGGUGGACAGAUAAAAGUGCUUAAGAAUCCAAGACAACCUUUGGAUACAGGCUUAGGCUCACUCUGGUCCAGACAGCCAAAACGUUGCAAAGCUCAAAAAGGAAAAACCACUGUCAAUGAUCAAGGAGCUUUACAAAUCGAACAUUUUUUUCAAAGGACAAGCCAGAAUUAAUUUGCUGGCAUUUCAGCAAGAUAUCAAAGAUUAAAGGCUUGAAUUUUAAUACAAAUUUUGAUUGUUUUAUCUCUUUUAAUUAAAAUGCAUGCCCCAUCUUUUUAAAAGCAGUUUUAAUAUUUUUUAAGGCACAUGUUUUUUGAUCUUCGCAUUUCAUGGUAAAAGUCAAAUAGACAUUAUAAAGCCACUAUAAGUGUAAGUGGUGGAUAUAUUGAGUCCUUGACUUAAGUUCAGAAGGCUGACAUUUUUUGGGGACAAGCUUAUCUUAUGAUUGAGAAAAUUUCCUCACUGGCUUUAAGCUCUUGGUUUUUGAUAGCAUCUACAUAUGUGCUCAAGCAUAUCAUCCACAAGGGGCAUUCAAUCUUGGGUAGUUAUCAUGAGUUUUGGAUUAACGUUGGUGACUCCAACUACUUGAGGAUAGUAGUAUUGCUUGUAUUUGCUGCUGUGAAUUAGCCCAAUGGAAUUGGCAUUGGUAAUUUCUUCAUCAUAGUUAUCUUGAUUAUACGUUUAUGAUGUUUACAAAUGGCUCAAUGCUAUACCAUUUGUCAACCUUUUGUGCUUAUAACUACAUAAAUUGUUUAUAUCCUUGAAGAAAAUAUCAAACUCAUUUCAUU